Messenger RNA from Limanda limanda (common dab), 3156 nucleotides. RefSeq names its product frizzled class receptor 4 (gene fzd4). The record is from RefSeq and is a predicted model, not a curated record. The transcript has 6 exons. NCBI's taxonomy places the organism in Eukaryota, Metazoa, Chordata, Actinopteri, Pleuronectiformes, Pleuronectidae. Gene Ontology annotation, cellular component: plasma membrane. Gene Ontology annotation, biological process: non-canonical Wnt signaling pathway; retina vasculature morphogenesis in camera-type eye; canonical Wnt signaling pathway. Bases 388 to 2004 code for a protein of 538 amino acids. Gene Ontology annotation, molecular function: Wnt receptor activity; Wnt-protein binding.
CACACACACACACCCAUCGUCCCUGCGGCUCCACACGGACACACACACUAACGGGACACAACACACCCAGGGACCGAGGGACCGAUCCAGAUGUUUUCACACCGAGGACCACGGGGGACGGAUCCAGAUGUUUGUUUUUACGCGGCGUCGCUUUAACUGAAAACACGGGACUUUUGGUUUUACGCACGGACCUCCCUGCAGGUUUCCUGGGAUGUCUGGAACCUGUUGAAGUGGAUUUCCUCCAAAACACGCACGGACCUAAACACACACACACACGCACACGCCUGGACUGUAAACACACGCCGCGGUUUCCAGGGAGACUUAACACAACUUUGCGUGUGAGGGAAUAUUCCGCAUCCGGAGCGUCGCGGUGCGCACAGCCACUCCAUGCCCGGGACGAUGGGGUCUCUCCCCGGUCUUUCCCACCUCCUCCACCUCCUGCACCUCCUCCUGCUGCUCUCCGCCCCGCUCGGCGUGGUGCGGGCGUUCGGCGACGAGGUGGAGGAGAUGACCUGCGACCCGAUCCGCAUCAGCAUGUGCCAGGGGCUCGGCUACAACGUCACCAAGAUGCCCAACCUGGUGGGCAACGUGCUGCAGUCGGACGCCGAGCUGCAGCUGACCACGUUCACCCCGCUCAUCCAGUACGGCUGCUCCAGCCAGCUCAAGUUCUUCCUUUGCUCAGUCUAUGUGCCAAUGUGCACAGACAAGGUGCCCAUCCCCAUUGGUCCGUGUGGUAGCAUGUGUCUGUCUGUCAAGAGGAAAUGUCUCCCAGUGCUCCACGAGUUUGGCUUCAUAUGGCCCGAGGUGCUCAACUGCAGCCUCUUCCCACCUCAAAACGACCACAACCACAUGUGUAUGGAGGGCCCGGGUGACGAGGACUCCCCCUACCCGCCGGUGCGUCUCCCUCCCCACCAGGAGGAGUGCCAGGCGCUGGGAACCGCGCCGGACCAGUACACCUGGCUGAAACAGACGGAGAGCUGUGCCCUCCAGUGCGGCUACGACAGCGGCCUCUACCGACGGAGCGCUAAAGUCUUCACGGACGCGUGGAUGGCGGUGUGGGCCGUGCUGUGCUUCCUCUCCACCACCCUGACGGUCCUGACCUUCCUGUUGGAUUCACAGCGUUUCUCCUACCCCGAGCGGCCCAUCAUCUUCCUGUCCAUGUGCUGUAAUCUGUACAGUGUUGCAUAUUUGGUACGUUUAAUUCUGGGGAGGGAACGUGUUUCCUGUGACCUGGACACCACAGCAAUGCCCAUUCUAGUACAGGAAGGGUUAAAGAGCACCGGCUGUGCUAUUGUCUUCCUCCUCCUCUAUUUCUUCGGCAUGGCCUCCUCACUCUGGUGGGUGAUCCUGACGCUCACCUGGUUCUUGGCUGCUGGACUGAAGUGGGGCCACGAGGCUAUUGAGAUGCACAGCUCCUACUUCCACAUAGCAGCGUGGGCCAUCCCAGCCGUCAAAACCAUCGUCAUCCUCAUAAUGAGACUGGUGGAUGCAGACGACCUGACCGGACUCUGCUAUGUCGGCAACCAGCAGCAGGAGGCGCUCACAGGCUUCGUGGUGGCUCCCCUGGCCUCGUACCUUCUCAUAGGUACUCUGUUUAUCUGUGCCGGCCUGGUGGCUCUCUUCAAGAUCCGCUCCAACCUGCAGAAGGACGGCGCCAAAACAGACAAGCUGGAGCGCUUGAUGGUGAAGAUCGGAGUGUUUUCUGUUCUCUACACGGUCCCAGCGUCCACCGUCAUUGGCUGCUACCUCUACCAGCUGUCUCACUGGGAGGACUUCAGGGCCAACCCCAGGGAUUCAUAUGUGGCGUCAGAGAUGCUGCGAAUCUUCAUGUCGCUGCUCGUAGGAAUCACGUCGGGCAUGUGGAUCUGGUCGGCAAAGACCAUCCACACCUGGCAACGCUGCACCACCCGCCUGCUCCGGGACAGCAGGGCAAGCCGAGCGGGCAAGCGGGCGCCGGGGGAGGGCUGGAUCAAACCGGGGAAAGGGAAUGAGACGGUGGUGUGAGGGGACAGAAGGAGAGAACGGACAGGGAUCGUCAACCUGCUGCUCUCCCACUGACAAAAACUCUCUCUGUCUGUCCUGAUGAAGGAUGGAGCGGUCAGAGAAUCGAGAGAGCCACUGGAUGUUAUGGCAUCAGGAAAAAGAGAUCGCCAAGAGUCCGUAAGCACGUCUCAGCCCCUUCUAACUCCCUCUGGAGUCUAGAAGGAUUAAAGAGGAGGACGGCUACACACAUAAGUAGCAGCAGUAGCCUCUCUACCUCUGUUAGGCUUCAUUUGGCCACAGGGAUGGUGAAAAGCAAAAAAAAACAGCGGAAGGAGAAAGAGAGACGGAAAAGGCAGAAGAAUAUGCAAAACAGACUCAUGGACAAGCUGUGUGGCCCCACGUCUACCUCUGUCUCUCUUUCUUCCAGGGCUGUCAGCAGAAGAGACUGAACCUGCUGGAAACAGUACACCCUUGUGUCACUGUGUGUUUUUAGGGUCUGCAAUGUUUGAAAUUUUACACUGGAGGGUCCUGGUGCAGAUAUUAUACAGAUGGAGGCGGAUGUUUGCCUCGAAAGCCCCUUCCACGAUGCAAAGAUUACAAAGGACAAUUAAAGACCAGACCAAAAGCCAAGCAAAUCUGUACAUUGGAACAAUAUUCUACAGGUCUGCAAUUUAUACCUUUUUGUACAAUACAAAAUCACAGGUGUUAUUGCUCAGAGGAUUUUUGGGAAACCAGCUCUAAGCUGUAAUAAUGCACUAUAAUUAUCUACAAUAUGUGAAGUGUCUCAAGUGCAUUACCCGGGACAAAUAACAGAUCAUCAUAAAGUGUAUUAAAAUGCACAGAGCCAUUAACAGGGGAAAAAUCUGUUUAUUAUUGAUGACACAAAAAAUUAUGUGGUUUAUUGUUCCAACGUGUACAAAAUUAUUCAUUUAUCACUUUUCUUACAAAUACUAUGAAGGCAAAGGCAGUUUUCUUUUUUCUGUCUGUACAUUUAAGGUAAAAUCUGUGCUAGAUAUGAAGUCGUUCUGCAAUGAAUCCUGGGAGGACCCCAGCUGUGCCUUUUUUAUAUAGACCCAUAAAUGUGGAAGCGGCGAGGCGUCUGGGAGAUGUAGGCCUGUGCGACCUCAGCACUCGGAGAAGCUCAGCUAACUUCCAGUGAUGUGUGUCUGUGUG